GCAUAAUUACGUGGGCGGAGUGAGGACGCAUGUUCAGUGAACUGCAUAAUUUUGAGGCAACAAUCAAGGACAUAUUAAGACUGAUGGAGUGACAACAUCGACUCAAGGCUGAGGGACUGAUUAUGUCAUACUCCUUCUCCAGUUCUUCACCAUUCGCCAGUGUGUGGCGAAACGUGUCCUCAAUAAAGAUGUUAGCGGCGACGUAUGUGAUGCUGGCUGUGGUGGCGAUGGUCACGGGGAAAUUAGACCCUCCUGAGAGACACUGCAAGAUACUGAUGCUGACUCCAGUCUCCUCCCAGAGCCACAAGAAUGUGUUUAUGCCUCUUGCCAGGGCUCUGGCUGACCGUGGACACCAGAUAACAAUAUUGUCUGAAAACCCGACAUCAUCUGAUUAUCCCAACAUCAUCGAGGUCACCCACGAGCUGACGUCACAAGAACCUCCAGAUAUGUUUGAGUAUAUGAAGGACUGGAAUGGUGGAUGGACCUUGUUUGAGACUCUUCUUCCCGAUUAUGUCAAAAACUUGUACAAAGAUCCCUCAGUGAAGGAUCUUUAUGAGAGGAGGAAAGAGUUUGAUCUCUUUGUUGUAGAUCAUGAGUUCAAUGAGAUAGUGUACCCGUUCCUGCACGAGGCUUCCUUCAUCAUGGUCAACACACCAGGCAUUGACUACCGUCAGAGUGCCGUCCUGGGCAAUGUCUUCAACCCAGCCUACGUCCCCAACAUUAAUUCCGACUUUCCACGCCCUUUCUCCAUUUGGCAUCGAUUUAUUAACACUCUGAUACAAAUAGUAUUUGCAAUUUACUGGCGGAAUUGGGUCAUUGUGCCUCAGCUGCAGAAAGAGAUCUCAGCACAGUUCCCGGAGCUGCCACCGUUGUUGGAGUUAGAGAGGAACAUGAGUCUAGCACUGAUGAACACACACUUUAUCAUCGGUAUACCACUGCCUCUCCUGCCCUCACAGGUGGAGGUGGGCGCCAUCCACUGUCGCCCCGGUAACCCUCUGCCUCAGGAAUUGGAGUCUUGGAUCACGGGAGCGGGAUCUAGUGGUGUUAUCUACUUCAACUUGGGUUCUUUUUCUCGUGGUUCUUCCAUGUCAGUCCAGUACCGUGACGUCUUCCUCCAGGCCUUCAGGAGGCUGCCUCAGCGAGUCGUCUGGAAAUACGAGGGAGAGUUGAAGAACGUCCCUGACAACGUAAUGAUUACCAACUGGGUUCCUCAGCAAGACAUUCUUGCUCACAACAACGUGAAGGUGUUCAUUACACACUGUGGUCUCCUCGGCACGCAGGAAUCUAUAUACCAUGCCACGCCACUCCUCGGUUUGCCGAUAUUUGCUGACCAAAACAGAAACAGCAUGUUUAUUAGGAACUCUGGAGUGGGAGACUUUCUGCUGUGGGAGGAACUCACAGAGGACGUGAUGGUCAACGCUAUUAAUGACAUUAUUAACAACCCAAAGUAUAAAGGAAACAUUUUGAGAAUGUCAAAGUUGAUGCGGGAUCAACCUGUACCACCCACGGAACUGGCAGUGUUCUGGACGGAGUACGUCAUCCGUCACAAAGGUGCGCCUCAGCUGAGGUCACCAGCGGCACAGCUCUCCUGGGUGGAGUUCCUCAUGCUGGACGUGAUCUUCCUCCUUCACCUGACUAUGUUCUUCCUCUACUUCAUAACACGUCGCAUCCUCAGAGUUAUCUCUGCUAAAAUAUUCAGCAGUGAUAUCAAGAUGAAGAAAAAAAUAACAAACUCUGACUUUUGCACUUACGUGUAUAUACAGAUGUUUCUAGCUGGGAUAUAUGUGAUGGUGGCGGCCCUGGCGGCGGUAGUCACGGGGGACUUAGACCCUCCUGAGAAACACUACAAGAUACUGGUGCUUCUCCCAGUCUCCUCCCAGAGCCAUAAAAACGUCUUCAUCCCACUUGCCGAGGCUUUGGCCGACCGAGGUCACCAGGUAACAAUGUUGUCUAACAGCCCAAAAUCGACCAAUCAUCCCAACAUCAGUGAUAUUAGCCAUGGUCUUCAACAUUUCCAAAAUAUAAAUAUGUUUGAGUAUAAAGACGACUGGACUACCGGAUUUACGAUGUUUGAGAAAGUUCUUCCUGUAAUUGCCAGAGACUUUUACAAAGUUCCUCUGGUGAAGGAACUUUACGAGAGAAGGAAAGAGUUUGAUCUCUUUAUAGUAGACCAUGCGUUUAAUGAGGUAGUGUACCCGUUCCUGCACCAGGCUCCCUUCAUCAUGGUUUCCACACCAGGCACUGACUACCGUCAGAGUGCCGUCCUGGGUAAUGUCAUGAAUCCUGCCUAUGUACCCAGCCAGUCGCUUGAUUUCUCACGACCUUACUCCAUCUGGCAUCGAUUUUUGAACACACUGAUACAUAUAGCAUUUGCAGUUUACUGGAGGAAUUGGAACAUUGUUCCUCAGCUUCAAAAAGAGAUCUCAGCACAGUUCCCGGAGCUGCCACCGUUGUUGGAGUUAGAGAGGAACAUGAGUCUAGCACUGAUGAACACACACUUUAGCAUCGGUAUACCACUGCCUCUCCUGCCCUCACAGGUGGAGGUGGGCGCCAUGCACUGUCGCCCUGCUAACCCUCUGCCUCAGGAAUUGGAGUCUUGGAUCACGGGAGCGGGAUCCAGUGGUGUUAUCUACUUCAAUUUGGGUUCAUUUUCUCGUGGUUCUUACAUGCCAGUCCAGUACCGUGACGUCUUCCUCCAGGCCUUCAGGAGGCUGCCUCAGCGAGUCGUCUGGAAAUACGAGGGAGAGUUGAAGAACGUCCCUGACAACGUAAUGAUUACCAACUGGGUUCCUCAGCAAGACAUUCUUGCUCACAACAACGUGAAGGUGUUCAUUACACACUGUGGUCUCCUCGGCACGCAGGAAUCUAUAUACCAUGCCACGCCACUCCUCGGUUUGCCGAUAUUUGCUGACCAAAACAGAAACAGCAUGUUUAUUAGGAACUCUGGAGUGGGAGACUUUCUGCUGUGGGAGGAACUCACAGAGGACGUGAUUGUCAACGCUGUUAAUGACAUUAUUAACAACCCAAAGUAUAAAGACAACAUUCUGAGGAAGUCGAAGUUGAUGCGGGAUCAGCCUGUAUCGCCCACGGAACUGGCAGUGUUCUGGACGGAGUACGUCAUCCGUCACAAAGGUGCGCCUCAGCUGAGGUCACCAGCGGCACAGCUCUCCUGGGUGGAGUUCCUCAUGCUGGACGUGAUCUUCCUCCUCCACCUGACUGUGUUCUUCCUCUACUUCAUAACACGUCGCAUCCUCAGAGUUAUCUAUGCUAAAAUAUUCAGCGCCAACGACAGUAUUAAAAAGAAGAGGGAAUAAGAAUCAUUUGUCACAAUUCAACUAAGAUUUGAACCUUUAUUAAUCACUGCAUUUUCCAUGUGAUUCACAAAAUCUCAAACCAAUUAAUAUUAUAAUUGGAAAAUUACUAGGCAAUUCUGUUGUUCACAACUAAACUGAAAAUAAUGCAGUCAUUAUGAUUUUGAAAAUAUAAAGAAAAAAUAAUUUAAUCAUGCAAGAAAUCAAUAAUUAUUUCUACAGUUUUAAAUAAAGGUGAACUUUUGCCUUAUGUAAACUGUUACGAAAAUUUUUAGCACAUCUGUUUGAAAUGACCAAAUUCGUUGAUGAUAUUAUUAUUAUUAUUAAAGAUUAGUCGGUAUUCUCCCGGCCUGGGCCUUUUCCAAGUGGUGGCCCGGCCUUGGCUCCCUCUUUAGGGAGUGUCUGAGACCUAAGUCUCCCAUGGGAGGAGGCACAAGUACCUCCUCAUCUUUGGGACCAACUGUCCCCAGGCCUAGCCACAAGCUAGGCCUCUCUGGUCUGCCAUCCCCGCCCCAAGGGGGCAAAUGAAAAUGACAGUCUUAUGAGCUACAAGCUCUGGCUCAGGCACCUACCCUACCCUAGAAGGGUUAGGCAUGGUGUCGAUCUGAUGAUAACACCUCUGUACAUGAUAUAAUAAAAAAUUAGUGUAAUAAUUCAAUUUCUGGACGAUUAUAUUAUUUUUUAUAAUGAUAUUCAUAAAAAAGUAACUUGGAAAAUGUCAGUUAUGUAAAACUAAUUAAUAUGGAAAAAAUAUAAACGACAAAAAGUAAUAUUAUUAAUUUGUAAAAAUAAUAUUAAAAUAAGCAAUGGAUUUUUUACAACAGCAGUUGUCUCCCACCUUGGUAGGGAGACCCAAGAAAAUAACAUACCCCUUCAUGUUGUCAUAGUCGUGGCAGUAAGAGAAUGUGAGCAAACUCGACAGUAAGAAACAAAUGAUUGCUAAAGUUAUGAAUGAAAAGAAGUUGGAUAUCCUGGCCCUAAGUGAAACAAAGCUGAAGGGGGUAGGGGAGUUUCAGUGGAAGAUGGGGAGGAAUAAAUGGAUUAAGUCAGGAGUACCUGAGGGAGUUAGAGCUAAGGAAGGGGUAGCAAUAAUGUUGAAGGACCAGUUAUGGGGGAAGAAGAGGGGAUCUAAAUGUAUAAAUUCAAGGAUUAUGUGGAUUAAAAUAAGGUCGAAUGUGAAAAGCUGGUCAUAAUAAGUGUGUAUGCACCAGGAGAAGAGUGUAGAGGAGAGAGAGAGAUUUUAGAAGAUGUAAAGCGAGUGUGUAGGAGCUUUUGAGCCAAGUGAGAGAGUAAUUGUGGUAGGGGACCUAAAUGCUAAAGUAUGAGAAGCGUUAAGAGAGGGUGUGGUAGGUAAGUUUGAGGUGCCAGGUGUAAAUGAUAAUGGGGAGCACUUCAUUGAACUUUGUAUAGAAAGGUGCACAUAUUUUAAGAAAAAAGAGGAUAAAUAAGUAUACAAGAUAUGAUAUAGGGCGUAAUGACAGUAGUUUGUUGGACUAUGAAUGGGUUGAUAAAAGACUGUUGGGUAGACUUCAGGAUGUACAUGUUUAUAGAGGGGCCACUGAUAUAUCAGAUCACUUUUUAAUUGUAGCUACACUGAGAGUAUAAGGUAGAUGAUAUGCAAGGAAAAUGAAAGAAGCAAGUUAGAGAGAGGUGAAGAUUUAUAAACUAAAGAAGGAGGCAGUUAAGGUAAGAUAUAAACUGUUGGAGGACAGAUGGGCUAGUGAGAAUACAGGCAAUGAAGUAGAAGAAGUAUGGGGUAAGUUUAAGAAUACAGUGUUAGAGAGUUCAGCAGAAGUUUGUGGUUACAGGAAAGUGGGUGCGGGAGGGAAGAAGAGCAAUUAAUGGGAUGAUGAUGUAAACAGAGCAGUAAGAGAUAGCAUAUGAGAGGAUUUUUCAAAAUAGAAGUGAUGCAAGUAUAUUGAGAGAAAAAGAGAGGUUAAAAGAGUGGUGAAGCAAUGUAAAAAGAGAGUGAAUGAGAGAGUGGGUGAGAUGUUAUCAACAAAUAUUGUUGAAAAUAAGAACAAGUUUUGAAGUGAGAUUAACAAGUUAAGGAAGCCUAGAGAACAAAUGGAUUUGUCAGUUAAAAAUAGGAGAGGAGAGUUGUUAAACGGAGAGUUAGGUGUAUUGGGAAGAUGGCGGUAACAUUUUGAGGAAUUGUUAAAUGUUGAUGAAGGUAGGGAAGCUGUGAUUUCGUGUAUAGGGCAAGGAGGAAUAACAUCUCAUAGAAGUGUGGAAUAACCAGUUGAUAGUGUGUGGAAGUGUAUGAGGCAGUGGGAAGAAUGAAAUGGGGUAAAGCAGCUGGGAUUGAUGGAAUAAAGAUAGAAAUGCUAAAAGCAGGAGGGGAUAUUGUUUUGGAGUGGUUAGUGGUAAAGUGUAUGGUAGAGCUAUUAUUGAAAUAAUUAAGAGUAAGACGGAGAGCAGGAGAGCAGAUGAACAAGGAGGCUUUUGGAAGGGUAGGGGGUGUGUGGACCAAGUGUUUGCAGUGAAACAUAUAGGUGAACAGUAUUUAGAUACGGGUAAAGAGGUUUUUCUGGAAUUUAAGAAUUUGGGAAAGGUGUUUGAUAGGGUGGAUAGGAGGGCAAUGUGGCAGAUGUUUCUGAUGUAUGGAAUAGGAGGUAGGUUAUUGAAAGCAGUGAAGAGUCUUUACAAGGAUAGUGAGGCUCGGGUUAGAGUAUGCAGGCAAGAAGAAGAUUAUUUCCCAGUAAAAGUAGGCCUAGACAGAGAUGCGUGAUGUCACCAUUUUUGUUCAAUAUCUUUAUAGAUGGAGUUGUAAGAGAAGUGAAUUCUUGGGUGUUGGCAAUAGGUGUGGGGUUAAAAGACAUAUAAUCUAACACAAAGUGGGAGUUGCCACAGUUGUUCUUUGCUGAUGACACUGUGCUCUUGGGAGAUUCAGAAGAGAAGAUGCAGAGGUUGGUGGAUGAGUUUGGUAGGGUAUGUAAAAGAAGGAAACUAAAAGUGAAUAUAGGAAAGAGUAAGGUGAUGAGGAUAACCAACUGGAUAUCAGAUUGGAGGGAAAGAGUAUGGAGGAGGUCAAUGUAUUCAGAUAUUUGGGAGUGGACGUGUCAGCAGAUGGGUCUAUGGAAGAUGAGGUAAAUCAUAGAAUCGACGAGGGGGAAAAAGGUGAGCAAUGCACUGAGGAGUCUAUGGAGACAAAGAACUCUAUCCAUGAAAGCAAAGAGGGGAAUGUAUGAGAGUAGAGUUAUACCAAUGCUCUUGCAUGAGCGUGAGGCAUGGGUGAUGAAUGUUGCAACAAGGAGAAGGCUGGAGGCAGUGGAGAUGUCAUGUCUGAGGGCAAUGUGUGGUGUGAAUAUAAUGCAGAGAAUCAAUACUUUGGAUAUUAGGAAGAGGUGCGGGAUUACCAAAACUACUAUCCAGAGAGCUGAGGAGAGGUUCUUGAGAUGGUUUGGACAUGUAGAGAAGAUGGAAUGAAACAGAAUGACUUCGAGAGUAUAUAUAUCU
Molecule: messenger RNA, 6770 nt
Organism: Cherax quadricarinatus
Lineage: Eukaryota; Metazoa; Arthropoda; Malacostraca; Decapoda; Parastacidae
Source: RefSeq, a predicted model, not a curated record